Priapulus caudatus is the source of this 1701-nucleotide messenger RNA. RefSeq lists its product as uncharacterized. Gene Ontology annotation, molecular function: nucleic acid binding; zinc ion binding; aspartic-type endopeptidase activity. Gene Ontology annotation, biological process: proteolysis. NCBI's taxonomy places the organism in Eukaryota, Metazoa, Priapulida, Priapulimorpha, Priapulimorphida, Priapulidae. Bases 1 to 1701 code for a protein of 566 amino acids. The record is from RefSeq and is a predicted model, not a curated record. The transcript has a single exon.
AUGGAGAUAAAUAAGAUACCGACGUUUGACUGCUACUCUGACCCGGCUACGUGCGGUCCACGCUGGAUGCGAUGGCUAACAGUGUUCGAACUGUAUGCUGAUGGGAAAGGUCUUAUCGUUAACGAAGAUACGGACAAUACUACGAAGCAAAGGAGAAGAGCAUUGUUACUUCACUCUGCCGGACUUGAUGUGCAGGACGUGUUUUCUACAUUACCAGCCACCGGAGGAGUCACGGACUAUGUUACAGCAGUGACGGCAUUGAACACUUAUUUCGUGCCCCAAGUAAAUUCAGCGUUUGCGAGACAGACAUUUCACCGGAUCACUCAGAAACCAGGUGAGACUGUGCAACAAUUUGUCACACGUUUGAGGAAGGCGGCGAGAGACUGUAAUUUUGGCAGCGAUAUUGAGAAUCAGAUCAGAGACAGUGUGCUGAGCAAGUGCUCGUCGGAUUACGUUAGGAGGAAGCUGCUGGAAGAAGGCCAGGCAUUGACAUUAGGCCGUGCCAUACAAGUGGCAGACCAGUGCGAGAUGGUGGAGGGCCAAAUGGCGGCACUUUCGACGGCAAAUAGCGGCGAAACUGUCAACAGAAUCGGUGAGAGGAGUGGACACUGGAAGCCACAACAACGGAGAGCAUGGAGUAAAUCCGAUAAUAAGACUGUUACUGUUAAUAGAGAUAAGGCUUGUUAUAGAUGCGGAUUAACUGGUCAUUUUGGGAGCGAUCCGAAAUGUCCAGCAAAAGGUCAGUCAUGUAGGAAGUGCAAAGGGAAAGAUCAUUUUGCUAAAGUGUGUAGGACAAAGUCUAGGUCGGGGGUAAAUUUAGUUAGUGAAAGUCCUAAUGACCCCUGUAAUUCAGAUUAUGCAUUCACUGUGUCUGGUUGUAAAUCAAGUAUGCUUACGACAUGUGUUGGUGGUGCGGAUUUAGCAAUGUUGGUGGAUUCAGGUGCGACCAGUAACAUCGUCGAUGAGGAAACCUGGGAGGAAUUAAAAUCUAGAAAGAUAAAGUGCAAGUCUGUGGCUAGUACUACAGUGAGGAAACUGUUCCCCUAUGGCUCUGAUAAACCAUUGCCAGUAAAGGGAAGGUUUGACUGUGUUAUUCAGGCCGGGGGAAAAGUCGCUGAAGCUGAGUUCCUGGUAAUUAAAGGGAAAGGUGUACCGUUGCUUGGUAGAGAUACGGCGACGAAGUUAGGUGUCCUGAAAAUUGGCAUUGAGAUUGCAGCACUAAGCGAUGUAGCCAGUGAUAUCCAACGACUGUAUCCGGAUGUGUUCCACGGUGUUGGAAAAUUGAAAACUAGGCAAGUAAUUAUCCACAUUGAUCACACUGUACCGCCAGUAGCACAACCCUUGAGGCGAACCCCAUUCAAUUUGAGGGAUAAGGUAGAUGGAAAGAUAAAAGAAUUACUGGAUCUAGACAUCAUUGAACCAGUCGAUGGUCCCACACCUUGGGUAAAUCCAGUCGUAGUCGUCCCGAAAGCGGCAGGUGACAUAAGGCUGUGUCUUGAUAUGCGUAGAGCAAAUGAGGCAGUUAUUCGUGGCAGAUACCCCAUACCCACCGUGGAUAAACUGCUGCAAAAUAUGAAUGGGUCAAAAGUGUUCAGCAGAUUAGAUUUAAAGUGGGGUUAUCACCAGUUGGAGCUGUCUCCAGAGUGUUGCGAAAUCACCACAUUCGCCACUCAUUCAGGGCUGUAUCGCUAUAAAAGAUGA